Messenger RNA from Sitophilus oryzae (rice weevil), 372 nucleotides. RefSeq lists its product as uncharacterized. Bases 1 to 372 code for a protein of 123 amino acids. The transcript has a single exon. NCBI's taxonomy places the organism in Eukaryota, Metazoa, Arthropoda, Insecta, Coleoptera, Curculionidae. The record is from RefSeq and is a predicted model, not a curated record.
AUGAGCAAGUCUAUGGAAGGAAAGCUUUUAGCAACUGAAAUGGACUUCCUCAGAAGAUCGGCAAGAAAAUCAAAAUUGGAAAAAGUGCGAAAUGAAGAAAUAAGGAGAAUAACGAAGAAAGAGAUAACCAUCAUAGAAGAAAUCCAAAAAAAACAAUUAAUUUGGUAUGGGCAUGUAAACAGAAUGGGAGAAGAAAGGCUUCCAAAGAAUAUAAUGAAAUGGAUCCCAACUGGAAAAAGAAAACGAGGAAGACCCCGAGAGACAUGGUUAAAGGGGGUAACAAAGGCAAUGUCAUUGCGCAAUUUACAAGCCGAUGACUGGAUGGACAGAAGGCAAUGGCGGCAAGGAACCGGCAGGCGGAUCACGCUGUAG